Messenger RNA from Capronia epimyces CBS 606.96, 3828 nucleotides. RefSeq lists its product as uncharacterized. Bases 1 to 3828 code for a protein of 1275 amino acids. The transcript is spliced from 2 exons. The record is from RefSeq and is a predicted model, not a curated record. Gene Ontology annotation, biological process: protein import into nucleus; nuclear pore organization. Gene Ontology annotation, cellular component: nuclear pore transmembrane ring. Gene Ontology annotation, molecular function: structural constituent of nuclear pore. Lineage: Eukaryota; Fungi; Ascomycota; Eurotiomycetes; Chaetothyriales; Herpotrichiellaceae.
AUGAAUGAAACGCCGCGACUGCGGUCGGCCUUCCCUACCACCCCUAGGACCGAACCUCGACUGCGGACAUUCAACAACAAUGGUCCUCCGACUUUUGGGUCGCCCCAAAGCCCCCCUUCCCACAAACCCUCUCCGAUAACAAGGCCUGUCCGCGUCCCUGUCGAUGCUGCGUCUAGGUACAGCAGCACACCGGUGAUACCGACCGAGAUUGUCGACGUUCCCUCCCAGCGGUUCUAUGUCUUCGCCUUUUAUGUCGGGCUGACCGCGUGGAGACUGUACAACUCAUACAAUGUUGAAAAUGACCUCGACUCGACCUGGCUGUUCCUUAAGUGGGUGGGCAUCGACGCUGCUUUUUUUGUGGCUUUGCCCACCUUCAGGAUACCCUGGCUGCGAUGGUCUUUUGCCACAACAUUCACAUUUUGGCUGCUGCACGCAAUAGCCAACGCCUUCUUGAUGUACAAGAUUCCCAUCCCACUACUGUCUUGGCUGGGGGCUCUUGUCAAGGUGGCCUACGACCGGGAGCUCUCAAUUUCAGAACACCGGGUCAAACCUGCCAAAAUCCUGCACAAUUCAUCCAUCAUUCUGGGAAAGCAGAUCAUCCAUAUUCUGCCAGAGGGAUCUGCAAUCCUGAACCCAGAGAAAGAGGCCUUUUGUCUUGACACGUCGAUCCCUUCGGUCGACCUGCAGAUUCAAAUCAAUCAAACGAUUCCCAUUUCCAUCGAACUGCAACGAUUUGACCUCGACACAGAUGAAGUCGAAUCGAUUGUUAUCGGUAGCAAGCAGGCCAAACAACUGCUGAGAAAAGCGAAUGAAGCCGCCUCGACAUCCGACCCAAACACAUCUCGAGUUCUACGAUAUGCCGUAUCCAAGAAAGGACUGUAUCAGCUGACAAGAGUCAUUGACACGACGAAACUGGAAGUGCGGAAGCGAAGUUUCGAUGUUGCUGUCGUGCAAUGUCCGAGGGCUUCCAUCUCGACCGGGACUGUGGACAGAUGCACCGGAGAGCUGAGCAACGUGUCAUUGCAAGUCGCAGGUGUUCCCCCUUUCAAGGUGAAAUACAGCAAGAUGGUCAAUCGCAAACAAUUCAGUUCAAUUGUCCAAAAUGUUCAGCCACGCCCCGACUCUGGUUAUGUGUCUCCAGACGAGGCUUCUGAAGCCGUGGUCGAUCCUAGGAAACCCCACGUGGGUUGGACGAAAUCGACCACCGAGUCUUUCGAGAUCAAUGAAGCUCUUCAUCAAAAUGGAAGCCAUUCGUACACGAUUGAGGAGGUGGAGGACGGACUGGGCAAUAAGGUCGUGUAUGAUGCGGACAACCCGAAAGAUCCCCGCCCUCCCCAAGUGCAGAGUCUCACCGUACACAACCGACCUCAGGUCCGUCUGGUCGGCUGCGGUUCGGACCGAUUGAUCGCAGUUCCCAGAGAGAGCUCAAUAAAUCUGCCUGUUCGCGUUGGACCCGCUGACAGACUGCCUCCCUCUGACUGGCCUUUGAAACUCAAGUACACGUUCACCCCCGAAGCGGAAGGAGAAGUUCCUCAGGCGGAAGAACAUGUCCAUGAGAUGACCAACGACCGGACUGGACCGCGGAUUAGUACAGCAGGGCGGUACACCAUCGACUCAAUUGACAGCCAAUACUGUCAUGGAGAGGUGAUGGAGCCGUCAUCUUGCUCCCUGUUCAACCCUCCCGAGCCUAGCCUGACGAUUGAAACGGAGGACAUUUUCGAUAAAUGUGCUGGCAACCCUAUCGGCAUGUACGUCAAUUUGGAUUUCACCGGAACCCCACCCUUCAAGGUCAGGUAUACAGUCACACACCAAGGCAAAGCUCGUCCUAAAGUGCAAGACUUCUCAGGGAUGCGAGGGCAGAUCGAGCUACGCGAGAGAUCAGCUGGCUCUUACGUCUACAACAUCCUUGAGAUCGAAGACGCCGUCUACGGCCCGGUUUCUCUGAAGGCUAAGAACCUCGUCCUGAAACAAGACAUCAAACCGCCUGCAUCCGCGGUGUUUGUUGGAAGCAACCUUUCUGAAAAGUCAUGUCUUGGCCAGCCUGUUACUAUGGAAGUUGGACUCCUGGGUCAAGGACCCUGGGAUCUGGACUACGAAGUAGUUCAUGGCGGGAAAAGAAAGAAGCAUAGCGUCUCCUCUGAAGAAGAGCUCUUCCAAAUCGAACUACCCGGAGCGUCUGAGGGGGGAACAUAUUCGGUCGUUUUGACCGGUGUCCAAGACAGCACGCGCUGCCGUACCAGGCUGAAAGAAGAACGACAGAUCGAGGUGAGACCAGAACAGCCGCAAGCCGCUUUUGGCGACAUUGAAGGAAAGCGAAGCAUCCUGGCAUUGGACGGCAAGUCCAUCAAGUUGCCGUUACGGCUGAAGGGGAUUGCGCCGUGGCUUGUGACACUAAAAAAUCUGGACGAUGGAUAUCCUACGUUUGGCAAAGUGUUUAGAGAUGCGAACUCGGUUCUCACCGUCGAGCGACCUGGGACGUAUCAGAUCCAGUCGGUACAGGACACUUGUCCAGGAUUGGUCGACCCCAAGGCAGACACAUUCCAAGUCAGUUGGAUUCCCCGUCCGACACUAUCUAUCAAAGAUACAACGGUGGAGACAGUGAGUAGGAACGAGGUCCGGAAACCCGCCGUGUGUCAAGGUGACGAGUCGGCGCUGGCCCUGGACUUGAGCGGCACUCCCCCAUUCCACUUGAAGUACCAACAAAAGUUCGAUCCUCUGAAAGGACCUUCUGCGAUCAGCAAUAAGCCAGCCAGCUUUGCAGGAAGCAGUGCUCUGAUCAAUCUUGACGCCUCCAAAGCCGGAGAGUACACCUACGUGUUCACCGAACUUGCCGAUGACCGGUACGCUCACGACAAGCAGCGAUUUGCUCCCACGGUUGUCCGGCAGCAGGUGUACGCACUGCCUGCUGCCAAGUUCACUCAAUCAGGAAAGACAUACGGCUACUGCAAGGAUGACCCGAGUCUCACCUCCAGCGUUGAAGAAGAGACUGAAAACAUCCCCAUCACCUUUACCGGCACUCCGCCGUUCAGUGUUGAGAUUGCGGUCACUCACCACGGCGUCUCAGCACGCCCAGAGGUCUUCCGCCACAAGGAUAUCUACACGACCACCUACUCAUGGCCCUUGUCUCGAGCUUCACUAGAGCUGGGCACACACAGCAUUUCGAUCCGGUCUGUCAAGGAUGGCCGAGGCUGUGAGAGCAUUCUUGAAUCGGAUCCAUCGUCCGUGCGUGUGUACGUAUCUUCGCCGCCGACCAUCAUCCCGUUGGAAGCCCAGGAGGACUACUGUGUCGGCGAGCACGUCUCGUUUUCUCUGAGCGGACAGGCCCCUUUCGACGUAUACUACACCUUCCAACAGCGUGAACGCAAAGCACGUGUCACAGGUAGCGAAUUCAGACGUCUUGCCGAGUCGCCCGGCGAAUUCACCAUUACUGGCGUUAGCGACAAUGCAAUGGGCAAUGGCAAAUGCCGUGCCCGGAAAGAAAUCAAAAAGACUAUUCAUCCCUACCCGACAGUCGAGAUGGGCCGCGGCAAGACGCUUAUCAGCGAUAUUCACGAAGGCGGAGAGGUUGAUAUUCUGUUUUCUUUCACUGGCACACCGCCUUUUGAAUUCACAUACACCCGUGCUGAGACCGUCAAGAAAGGUCGCAGCCAACCCCGGAUUCUCGAAACCCGCCACGACACGUCCACCGAGUUCAGCAAAAUGAUCCGCGCGAGCGACGAAGGUAUCUACGAAGUGGUGUCUAUCAAGGACCGAUUUUGCUCGUACACCAAGCCCAGUCAUAAAACCGGCCAGGCUGGAGCGGGCGGCCAGAGACUUUUGACUUGGUGA